Molecule: messenger RNA, 1144 nt
Organism: Olea europaea var. sylvestris
Lineage: Eukaryota; Viridiplantae; Streptophyta; Magnoliopsida; Lamiales; Oleaceae
Product: phosphatidate phosphatase PAH2-like
Exons: 5
Coding region: 34-420 (128 amino acids)
Molecular function (GO): phosphatidate phosphatase activity
Source: RefSeq, a predicted model, not a curated record
GACUUAAGUUUCACUUACCAUAACUGAACCUUGAUGCAUCCAUUUCUAUUUCUUCUGCUUCAUUCUUUUUGGUAUUCUUUUAUUUUUUCCCUCCUGGGGGUUGAGGGUAGAAAAAGGUUCUUGGAGAAAUUUCUGGUUAUUAGGGCCUUGUUUCCUCCUGAUAGAAAUCCCUUCUAUGCUGGUUUUGGAAACAGAGACACUGAUGAGUUUAGCUACCUUAAGGUUGGAAUCCCUAGAGGAAAAAUAUUUAUCAUAAAUCCAAAGGGUGAGAUUGUUGUAAACCGGGGAACUCAUACCAAAUCAUAUACGUCUCUUUGUGACCUUGUGCAUGGCAUGUUUCCUUCCAUGUCAUCAUCUGAGCAGGAGGACUUUAAUCAAUGGAAUUACUGGAAACUUCCGCUUCCUCUCAUUGAUGUUUGAAGAUUGAGCAGUUUGAAAUUGAGACGUGCAGGCAGGCUGGAUCUUAGUUAUCUGGAAGUGUUAAGGGCACUGGUGAAAGGAAGACCCUCCUCAAAUACGGUUAGCUAUCUUAUCUAACAUGGGACGAAUCGUAGUAUCUACAAUGUGCAGGGACAGCUUCAUAUUUGUUCUGCUGGCCCACAAGGUUCAGCCUUAUAUUUCAUAUAUAUUUCUUUGCAUUCACUUUUGUGAUGCUCUGGUGGCUGGUAUACUGAAUCGUGGGCAUAGAUUUGGAUAUAUUACCACAAGCAAGACAGAUUAGCUAUAACUGAUAUUUUGUCCUAUUAUGGCUAGAUCUGAUAUCCUUGUUCAAACUGCAAUCUACAGUGGUGUUCCAUGGGAGAACCUAUCAAUUCCACAAAAUCCUGCUUCAAUUCUGAUUAUUUAUAGAUUGUAAACUGGAUCACAAAGGAACAUAAAUACUGCAAACAGUAUUGUUAUAGAUAUGGAAACAUUGUCAUAUUGUUUUCCACUAUAUAUAUUCUCUUUUUUCGUUGUUCUAGAUAUUAUUUCCUUAGUAGUUUGGUGGUUACUUCUAUAAUUGUACAGGCUCCCAUAGCAAUAACAUAUUUUGGUUCGGGCAUUUGCUCAUUAGUGUACAAAUUUUCCUUUUUGUAAUCAGUUGUAACCUUAUAACUAGGUUGUUUUUUUCUAUGUAACAGCCAAAAAUAAUCUUACAAAUUUC